GGCGACCUAUUCAGCAGAACAGUGUUUUCAGGUCCAGUCCGAAGUUAUUACGAGCCGGAGAACCGUGCUACUACUGCCACGACGUUACACUGUAAAUUACAAUCCAAAAAACGAAGGAAAGCCAGGCAAUGCAUUGCCGUCUGCAAACGAGAAUCAGCCCCGACUAGGAAAGAGACGCGCAGGGACUUGAAAAAAAAUUAUCUCAAAGAAAAAAUUAAAGUUUUAAAAGUAGAAGAUACAGAUCCAGUUUGUGCAGUGGAAGCAUCGGCAGCACAAGCCCUGGGCAUCCCAGUUAACCGCUGACUGUACCGGCUGCAGCGACAUCAUGAAGCUCCUCCUCCUGUUCCUCCCCUUCCUCGCUGGGGUCCUCGCACAGAGCUGCCCCAAAGACUGCAUGUGCAACACUGCCAAAAUAAUCUUCUGCAUCUAUCGGAAAGUCGCACUGGUUCCCCAAGGGGUUCCGGACGACACAGUGAGCCUGUACCUCUUUGAGAACAAGAUCACCUCCCUGAGCGCUGAGGACUUUGCCGGGCUGAGCAAGCUUGAGCUCCUGGAUCUCUCCCAAAACGCCAUCACCCACCUCCCCAGCCAGGUCUUCCGCCCGCUGGAGUCUCUCCGCAACCUGGACCUGUCUUCCAACCACAUUGAGGAGAUCACCAACGACAGCUUCUCGGGGCUUCACUGGCUGGAGCGCCUGUACCUGCAUGGAAACCGCAUCUCCACCAUCCACCCGGCUGCCUUCGACGGUCUGGAUCAUCUCCUUGAACUCAAGCUCCAGAAGAAUAGCCUCCAUGUGCUGCCAGCCCUCCACGCUCCCAAGCUGCUCCUCCUGGACAUCAGCUUCAACCAGAUCCCCUCACUGAGCGCCCGGGACCUCCACACAGCCAAUCUGGAGACCCUAAAACUGGCCAGCCUGGGGCUCAGCUCCUUGGACAGAGAGAUGUUUGAAAACCUCGGGAAUCUCCAUGAGCUGGACCUCUCGGACAACCAGCUGACCAAUUUCCCCAUCCCCCUCAAAGCUUUGCGGGGUCUGACCAAGCUCAGCCUGGCGGGCAACUCCCAGGUAGCCCAGCUGAGAAACGAAGACUUCAGCAACCUGGCCAAUCUCCAGGAGCUGGAUGUGAGCAACCUGAACCUGCAGGGCUUGCCCGAAGGCUUCCUGAAGCUCUUCCCCAGGCUACAGACACUCACUGCGGCAGAGAACCCCUUCAACUGCAUCUGCCCGCUAGCCUGGUUUCCCCCAUGGGUGCGCAACAGCCAAGUGCAGCUGCUGAGGACCGAGGAAACCAGAUGUCACUUCCCCCCUCUCAACGCGGGCAAGGUCCUUGAAAGGCUGGAGCACCACGAUUUUGGAUGUCCUACCACCACCACUGUCACGACCACCAGGGUCAGCAUGAGCACUUCUAAGCCGGGGUUGACCACUAGUAUCUCCCUAACCCUAGCACCUAGCAAGCCCUCUACUCAACCACCCCCAGCCAAGGAAGAAAGCACCCCAGCUUCAGUCUCUCCAGCACCCAACAGCAAAACCAGCCCCAAGGUGGUGCACAUCUGCCCAUCCAACAUCUGUCUGAACGGGGGAACCUGCCAGCUGGAUAACCUGGGGGAGCUGGAGUGCGUCUGCUCCAAAGGGUUCUGGGGACCCUACUGCGAAAAUGCAGAGGGGACUCCUGAGGCGAUAUCCACGCCAACCGUAGAGACGGAGUCUGCUAUCAACGCCAGGCAGGUCACAAGCACGUCAAUAGCGGUGGACCUCCAACGCUACAUUCAAGCCAGACGGCACCUGAAAGGGAUUCGCCUCACCUACAGGAACCUCUCCGGUCCGGACAAGCGGCCAAUGCACCUGAACCUGCCACUGUCCUACCCAGAGUACACACUGCGCGGGCUCCGGCCUAACUCCACCUACUACAUCUGCGCCAGCCCUAUGGGGGAGCCAGAGCAACAGGACAGCUGCUGUGUUGAGGCCCAGACCUCCAGCCAGGAGCACCAUUCCCCCGUCACCCAGUCCUAUGACGGGCAUCUGACCACCAUGGUGGUGCCAUCUGUGGCUGCCGUGAUGCUGGUGGUGGCGGCGGCGGCUGUGGGAGUCUAUUACCUCCGCAGGAGACGUGCUAAAGGUCACCCAGACCUGGGCGCUGCCCCUUGCCCCUUGGAACUUGAGGGGGUCAAGGUGUGUUUGGAGAACGGAACUCUUCCUCCAAAGGGACCAGAGAUAAUGCAACCCCAUAACAGACUGGAGUGCGAGGUCCCGCUAAUGCACAGGCACUGCCCUGGCAAUAACAACGUUCCGGCCAACGUGAAAAACUCUUACUUCUGAGCUCCUCUUAGAGAAAGCCUCCUUAGAGAGACUGAGGAGAAGGCUUGCCCCUCCCCUCCUUCCAUUAGAGAGGGAUCUGGGGGUUUCCAGAUGCUGGUUUCUGGAGUCGCUGAAUGCUUGGAGAAAAAAAAACCCCAAUGUGCAAUAAUCCGUGAGGAUAUUUUUUAAUGAUGAAAAGCACACUGAAUGUGUUUUUCUUUUUAAACUGCGUAUAAGUACCUCACAUAUGUAUGCAGAACUUUGUUAGUUUUUUAAUACAUAUUUGUUGUAACACAUGGGUUUGUAAAAUGAUUUAACCAGAUUGCAAAGGAAAGAAGUAAAAAAUAAUCAUUUAAGUGGAUUAAGAGAAGAGGUAGCUUUUCAAGAAUGUCACCUGAAAGCACGGAAAUUUGUAUUUGACAGGGUCAAGGAGAGACAAGGCUGGUUUUAGUUCACAUCACAAGACCCGCUAGGGACCGAAACCUAGACAUUUC
Messenger RNA from Polyodon spathula (Mississippi paddlefish), 2787 nucleotides. Its product is annotated as vasorin-like. The coding region runs from base 326 to 2314 and encodes 662 amino acids. Gene Ontology annotation, cellular component: extracellular matrix; plasma membrane. NCBI's taxonomy places the organism in Eukaryota, Metazoa, Chordata, Actinopteri, Acipenseriformes, Polyodontidae. The record is from RefSeq and is a predicted model, not a curated record. Gene Ontology annotation, biological process: negative regulation of transforming growth factor beta receptor signaling pathway. The transcript is spliced from 2 exons. Gene Ontology annotation, molecular function: transforming growth factor beta binding.